Trifolium pratense (red clover) is the source of this 993-nucleotide messenger RNA. RefSeq names its product bidirectional sugar transporter SWEET5-like. Gene Ontology annotation, biological process: carbohydrate transport. NCBI's taxonomy places the organism in Eukaryota, Viridiplantae, Streptophyta, Magnoliopsida, Fabales, Fabaceae. The record is from RefSeq and is a predicted model, not a curated record. Gene Ontology annotation, molecular function: sugar transmembrane transporter activity. The coding region runs from base 108 to 854 and encodes 248 amino acids. Gene Ontology annotation, cellular component: membrane. The transcript has 7 exons.
ACAAACUCUUUCAAACAUUGCUCAUUCCACAUAGAAACAUUUGAGCAAAGUGUGAAAAAUCCAUUAAACCAAAAAAGUUAAGGGAAAAGAACAAAAGCUUCAAAAAAAUGGUGUUAUCCGCUACAACAGCUCGUUAUGCCGUUGGCAUCAUAGGCAAUGUCAUCUCUUUCGGAUUGUUUUUCUCACCAGCUCCAACUUUCUAUGGAAUUAUAAAGAAGAAAGCUGUGGAAGAAUUCAAGCCAGAUCCAUAUUUAGCAACACUUUUGAAUUGUGCAUUUUGGUGUUUUUAUGGAUUGCCUUUUGUACACCCAGACAGCACUUUAGUGCUCACAAUUAAUAGUGUUGGACUUGUCUUUGAGUUUGUUUAUCUUACCAUCUUUUACAUCUAUUCCACCAACAAAGGAAGGAAAAAGUUAGUUCUUUAUCUUCUUAUUGAGGCUAUUUUCUUUGCUGCCAUUGUUCUUAUAACAAUGCUAGCACUUCAUGGCACUAAAAAACGAUCAUUGAUUGUUGGUGUUCUAUGUGAUGUCUUCAAUGUGAUGAUGUAUGCUGCUCCUCUUACAAUCAUGGCAAAAGUUAUAAAAACUAAGAGUGUGAAAUACAUGCCAUUUUGGCUGUCUCUUGCAAACUUCCUCAAUGGUUUGGCUUGGACAACAUAUGCUCUCAUCCACCCCUUCGAUAUUUAUGUCUUGGUAAGCAAUGGUAUUGGAGUAGUUUCUGGAAUUGUUCAACUCAUGCUAUAUGCUUGCUAUUGUUCUAACAAAGGUGAAGACAAAGUUGAUGGUGAUCUUGAGCUGAAACCACCUGGGGGUCAUGACAUUGAGUUAUCCUCAAAUGGAAGAAAUGUAGCAUGAUGAUGAUGAUGAUGAUUAAUUUUCUAUUAUAAGACAAUUUUUUUGUGACAAUUUUAAUCCUCACAUCAUCAUUUCCUUUAAUUUUCUAUUAUAAGACAAUUUUAAGUAGGUAUUUGCUAUAGUUUAAUUACUUUUAUGA